CUGCGUGGUAGCCCUGAUGCGGGUCAGAAACUGCUGGAGAAACUCAGCAGCGUCUGUGGCGAGAGGAAAAAAAACCCCAGAAUUAACGUUUCAGGCAUUCAUCUUGCUGUUGGAACGAACCUCAGGCUAAUUCGCCCCCAUUGUGACGUUGUGGGUCCUGCUAGAAGGCCUCUCUAUACAAAGGGCUGCGUUUGCGACGUUCGGAUCCCAUUCCCACGGCACCUUUGGCUGUUGUGAUGAAUACAGCGCUCCGUCACGAGGCCUCGACAGUGUGCCAGCGUCCAGCUGCCAGACGCCGAACGAAAAACUUUAAAAAGCACUACCCUUGUAGCACUGAAGGUAUCUGACUGUUGUGGAAGCCAUGGCGACGGACUGUGUGGCGGAGCCUGGUGUGGAAGCAGCCCAAGAGGGUGAAAGUGCACUCGAUCCCCUGGCCAGUCAACCGGGGCCAGCGGAGCAGGCCAGUGACUCCAAGAGGCAAGGUGAGGGAGACAGCGAGCCCCUGGCAAAGGUUGCCCGGCUCGGAAUCGGUGACUUACCGUCGCCUCCAACUGCCAAGUCAGCGGAGAGUCUGGAAGGGAGCAGCAUCCUGCCAACUUCUGACCCCCUGAUAGCCUCUGACCUCCCCGUGGCCUCUAAUCUGGGCAGCCCUUCGGGCGACACAGGCUCACAGUUGGCCAAAGUGGAAGAGAAGACUGGUGGAGGCCAGGAAUCGGAAUGUCUUCCUGAUCACCUGGAGCCAGAUGCAAAUGGAAAAAGUGAAACGGAGACCGAGCAAGCAAGUGAGAGCUGGGCAGAGCAGUGCAUCGAAGAUGUUUAUUAUCCGAUUGGAUACGAUUUCACCCAAGCGCCUCAACUUCUCUCGGGUGCAUGGAAGGAGUACACGAGAACUGUGGAAAACUUCCUGAAGGGCUGUAAAUGGGCCCCGGAUGGUUCUUGCAUUCUGACCAACAGCGCUGACAAUACGCUGCGGAUCUUUAAUCUCCCCUCUGAGCUCUAUACCGGGGAGUUGGAUGACCUGCCAGAAAUGAGUGCCGUCUUGCGUAUGUCUGAGGGAGAUACCAUAUACGAUUAUUGCUGGUACCCAAUCAUGUCAUCAAUGGCUCCUGAGACCUGUUUUCUGGCCAGCAGCAGCCGUGACAACCCAAUUCACAUCUGGGACGCCUUCUACGGGGACCUACGGGCCACGUUCCGGCCAUACAAUCACCUGGAUGAGCUGACGUCUGCUCACUCCCUCUGUUUCACACCCGAUGGGACUCAGCUGUUCUGUGGCUUUGACAAGACGGUGAGGGUGUUUGAUACAUCUCGUCCAGGUCGAGAGUGUGAGAAGAGACCAACACUGGUGAAGAAACGGGGGCAGACGGGGAUCAUCUCGUGCAUCGCCUUCAGCCCUGAGCAUGACCUGUACGCCUGUGCCUCCUACUCCAAGACAGUGGGACUGUACUCCCGGGACAAGGGGACUGUGCUCACCAUUUUACAGGGCCACCAGGGAGGAGUGACGCAUGUGACGUUUUCACCUGACGGAAACCUGCUUUACACUGGAGGGCGGAAGGAUCCCGAAAUCCUGUGCUGGGACCUACGCCAGCCUGGCAAAGUGCUGUUCUCCAUGGUCCGCUCAGCGACGACUAAUCAGAGGAUGUAUUUUGAUCUGGAUAUUUAUGGGCGCUAUGUAGUCAGCGGGAAUACUGAGGGAACGGUUUCUGUGUGGGACACCACGUUAACACCGACAGAGGGGCCGGACCCUGUCCUCAAUCCCAUUCUUCAAUUUCACACUCAGCAGGACUGCGUUAACGGGAUCAGCCUGCACCCACACAUGAACCUGCUGGCCACUACCUCAGGGCAGCGCAAGUUCCCGGAACCUGCUGAGAGCGAGGAUGAGGGCAAUGAGAUCCUGAUGACCCACCGCAACAUCAGGGCUGAGAACUCCUUGAAGCUAUGGCUUUGCUCCCAGCGGCCUGCCCCAGCAACCCAGGCCAGCAGCCUGGGAAGUGGUUCACAAAGCAAGGGCUCUGUCUUGGAGCUGGACUGACCCAGUGCUGCCUUACAUGGAUUGAGGUUAGGCUGGAGCAUCUGCGUAUUGCGACAAAAUAAAAUCGGGCCCGGUUGAAUGAGGUAACGUUACUUUCCUUGUGUUAGUUUUUUUUAGGUCUGGGAGAUUGACCUAUCCUCCGCUCUCUGAAGGCUUCUUGCUUGAGUUACAAGUUGUCUUUCACUCAUUCCAAGAGAUGAGGGAAAGGCUGCCCUCUGUUUACUUUCAGGGUCUCUUGGGCUUUGGGAGUGGCAGAAAUGUUAAUGCCAUUGGGCAGAGAGGAGAGAACGAUGAUGAUUUGAAAUUGUGCUGUAGAUCGUCACUAAAGCAAGCAGUGUGACCCAGGCUGCCACAGCAUGGGGAGUGUUUGAUGGGGACAGUGUCUGGGAAGCUUUACUGUGUAUCACACCGUGCCAUCCCUGCCCAAGGGGUAUUUGAUGGGCACAGUGUAGAGGCAGCUUUACUCUGUAGCUACCCCUGUGCUGUCUCUGUCUUAGGCAUGUUUGAUGGGAGACAGUGAAGAGGGAGCUUUGCUGUGUAUCUAACCCUGUGCUGUACCUGCCCUGGGAGUGUCUGUUGGGACAGUAUGGAGUCUGGCUGAUCAGUUUUCCAGUCUCUGUAUACAUUCCUGCUGCCAAGCACAAUAUUUUCAGAAAGCUUUGAGAGUAAGAGGGUCAGUGACCUUUGGAUGAUGGAUUUAUCGUCCAACCUCACCGGGGAAUCAAUGGAUGAAGUUGUACAUUAGAUGAAAUGUCAGUGAGAGGAGGCCAGAGGAGUGCCGUUUGCAGCAGUUACUUCGAAUACUUAGCAGAGGAUGCCCAGCUUCUCAAGGAAUCACCCUCAGCAGCUAUGCUGAACUGAAUUGAUCCCCACAUCUCCCCCACUCUCAUCCCCUCCAAUUAAAUGCUGAUAUCUGGAAAAGACAACAGUGCAGCCGAGAGGCUGGAUGGGUUAUCGUUUCAAACAGAGUCCUCCUGCGGUGGAACCUGAUCAUUACACGUUCCUUUUAAAUACUGGGCAGCUCUUUAAUGUUCUCUGUAUCUUUUACCUCGUUUCAGUUCAGCGCUGGGCUUUGUUGAAUGGACAGGCAGACAAUGCAGUGGCCAGCUGCACCCUGAGGACCAGUUUGAGUGACAUGCAAUGGGAGAAGCCAUGGGGAUUGCCCUGUAGGAUUUCUGAAUUGAAAGGGAUAAACUGGGGCUGUGUUUAAGAUCUCUUGCACUCUGCAGACAGCAGGGAGCAGAGGGAAGGAUUCAAGCCCAACAGGUUUUUACACUCCACCCUUUCUUUAUCUCACUGAUCACCCUAUUCCUCUGUUCCUUGUAGGAUUAUCCUCCUUUCCUUUAUAUCCAUUGAUGCUAUUCAUCUCAGCCACUCCCUGCAUUAGCAAAUUCUCCAUUUUCUCCCCUCCCUAGGUAAUUUCUCCUGAUUUUUUUUAUUGGAUAAGAAUAUUAGGAAAAGGAGCAGGAACAGGGUGUAGUACAGGUGGUGUCUCUUUUGCUGUGCUGGUCCCAGGCCGAAUUCAUUGGCUGGAGAUUGAGGAUGCUCCUACUCACUUCUACCAGCCUCCAGGAACUCAGACUUCAUCUCGCACAAACAAAACAAAAAGCAGGAAUAUUCACCAGACUUUAUUAGUUAGGGUGAGAAUUAGGAGCAGGAGGAAACUGUUGGGCCCUUUGAGCCUGCGCUGUCACUCAGUUAGAUCAUGGCUGAUGUAACUGUGACCGUCACUCCAUUUUUCUGUCAUUUCUCCCCCUCACAUCCCCUAAAUAAGCCCUAACUCCGUUGUGAUUCAAGAGUCUGUCUGAUUCAGUGUCACAUACGUUCAGUGACCCAAUCUCUACUGGCCUUUGGGGAAGAGAAUCCCAAAGACUUACAACCUCUAAGAGUGGGGAAACCCCUUAUUUUGAAACUGACCCACGAUGGGAAAUGUCCUUUCACCAUCUCUUCGCUGGGCAGCACGGUGGCUCAGUGGUUAGUGCUACUACCUCACAGUACCAGGGACCCGGGUUUGAUUCCAGCCUUGGCAGACUGUCUGUGUGGUGUUUACACAUUUUCCUCAUGUCUGUGUGGGUUUCCUCCGAGUGCCCUGGUUUCCUCCAAAGAUGUGCAGGUUAGGUGGAUUUGCCUUGGGAAAUGCAGGGUUACAGGGAUGUGGUGGGUCUGGGUGGGAUGCUGUUCGGAGGGUCAGUGUGGACUUGAUGGGCCGCAUGGCCUGCUUCCACACUGUAGUGAUUCGGUGAUUUAUCCCUCAAGCCCCGUCAGCAUCUUAUGUCUCAAAAAGAUCACCUCUCAUUCUUCUAAACUCCAACUCAGCUUUUCCUCCUAGGCCAAAUUCCUUUAUCCCAGGAAUUGGCCAAGUGAACCUUCCCUGAACUGUCUGUUUAUUUAAUUUUACAGCCAUUGUCUUGUUUGGGGUCUUCAUUUACACGUGAAAGUAUCUCCCCUCUGUUCAUAGUUGUAUGGUUUUAAAAGCUUAAACUGGGCACUUUGCCUUGGUGUAAGCACAAGGCUACUUGCUGUAGAGUGGUGUACAUCAUUUCACAAGUGACCUAUUCACAGAAGCACGGAACUGAAAAACACCGACCGGCGCCAGAGGUUUACAUGCAGUUUGAAUAAAGUUACUCUGUUUAUAUUUUUGUGGGUUUUUUUUAAAACCAGCUUCUAUGGUGAGCGAUUCACCUUGUUUUCCAUUGCCUACAAAUCCACAAAAGGCCGACAUUCCCUCUAAUCAAGGGGCACUCCUGUGGACACAUUAAAUUUCCCCUCCAAUAGCAUGGGAAUGUUUUGAUAAUUUUGAGGAAUGGAUCAUAUUCUGCAACUCUGGGUCUUUUGCUUUUUUCAAAACAACACACCACAGGAAUUGGCUACAAGGGCGAUGACGUUUUGCAGUUGGCCUGUGCAGGGAGACCUCGGAGCUCUGCUUCCAGAAACAACAUUGGUUGAAGUCACGGCCAGGGAGCUGAGCUUGGGGCUGAGAUUUAAUUGACUGCAGAUGGGGCUCCUUCUUUGACAGGGGUCCUGUAACCAGCAGCUGCAGACAGCAAGGCAGGGAUCCUGGGCUCUUUUCAAUAACCAUCAGUUCUAGCUUACUGGGGCCUGAACAGGGCCAAAUCUAACCAGCCUUUAGAACAGCUCACUUCGGCUGUGGCUCAUAACAAGUUAUUAGAGUUGCUGGCCUCCCUCACCAUUGCUCUUCACAGUCUUCUGAGGUCAAACUGGAGCUUAGAUCAGACCUAGUCCUCCAGGGAACGGCGCGAGGUCUCACUGAGCUUGGGGCCAGGAAGCGACACAAUUGAUCCAGUCUUCCUGACUUCCAUUUCCAUCCAACCCUCAAGAGUGUGUAGGGGACGGCCCUAGGGAGCAGAGGGCAAGUUGGAGGAGGCACAGUGGGUGGGUUUAGGAGCAGAGAGGCUGGAGUUACAGAUUGCCCACUGCCAGGCAGUAGUGGAAAGGUGCAGCAUUAAUAACAGACAAGGAUAUUGAGGACAGUAUUGAGAACUCUUUUCCAAUGCAUUGGUCCCAAAUUGUACAAAUGGACGAUUGGAUAAGCUGCACAUAUAGGCAGCCCCUAUUGGAACUGGGUUGGUUCACAUACAGUUAGGAGGGACGUUUUCUAUCCCCACAGAGAUCUCUUCGUUCUCGAUCUGUUGAAUAAGUUGUGUGGAGUUUUAUCCGUUUCAGAAAUGUACUAUUUUUAAUAUUAAAAAGAAGUCUGUUAUCACUGGAGUGAAUUCUUUGUCAUGCCUGUCCUACCUACUUGCUCCCAGUGGUGUCCUUAAAGUGACAAAGUGAUGGGCAUUUUCCACACGAUUGCAGAAAUCUGUGCCAUUGUGGCCAAACUCCUUUGCCUUCCCACCCAUGUGUUAAAGGCAACCUGUAGUCUUGCACCAAGAGAUUGGGGUGAGAGCAAGUGUAGAGCAUUGAUCUGACCUGGUGGCACAGAGUCCUCUCCUUGUGGGUGGGAAAUGGGCAUCCACCUUGUCUGGAUGCCCGUUGCCAGUGUGCAUGGGGUCGGGCUUUAGCUUGUUUCCUACCAUCGCCCAAGAAACAGCCGGUUUAGUAGGCCCAUUCUGUUUUGUCACUGCUCUGCUUGGUUGAGUUGGGAGGGGGAGAGUUGCUGUACGAGGAUAGGGGAAAGGAAUGGAAAUAUCUCUCACUUGGGGCAAUAAUGGCAAGCCUGGAAACGUAAACAUAAAUCUAGAAAAACUAACAGUCUGUUCAGGGGUGACCUAGACUGACUAUCUCACACUGAUAUUGAUGAGGUGGUUCCCCUCAUCCACUUUAACUGAGCUUGUUAACUGUUUAUAGCAUGUGCUGGGGAUUUCAGUCAGGAGUCUUCCUGUAUCUUAAUAUCUUAGUAUUUUAAUACCUAUGGCAUGUUGCCUGGGGAUGUUUGGAAAGAGUUUGAUUUUUGUACAGUUUUAUAUGUCAUGAAUUAAAAAAAAAAAAUUUGCAGAUCAAA
Rhincodon typus (whale shark) is the source of this 6494-nucleotide messenger RNA. It is a transcript of the gene wrap53, whose product is annotated as WD repeat containing, antisense to TP53. The transcript has 12 exons. Gene Ontology annotation, biological process: Cajal body organization. Lineage: Eukaryota; Metazoa; Chordata; Chondrichthyes; Orectolobiformes; Rhincodontidae. The record is from RefSeq and is a predicted model, not a curated record. Gene Ontology annotation, cellular component: Cajal body. Bases 362 to 2029 code for a protein of 555 amino acids. Gene Ontology annotation, molecular function: protein binding; RNA binding.